AUGAUGGCCGAAAGUAAAAAACUAAUACUCCAGGGAGGUACCACCCGUACAUCGGGUGGAGAAUCCUCCACCGUCGCACCGGGUAAGCCGGGGGCGGUCAGCCCCAUGUAUCUGGAGGGGGCAACCGAGGCCAGAAGAGGGAGAGGGGUUGAGAGUGGAAGAGAGGCGAAGGUGGUGUUGAUGAGGGAUGUGGAUCUGGACAGGAGGAGCAGGAGUGAGUGUGACGAGGCGGAGUACUAUAUGGAGCGCUCUGACUCGUCGCUCUCACUAUACUCAGAUGACGGCGCUGCAGGAGGAAGCGAGCCCAGCACAUCACGGGCUUCGCUGCGCAAAAGACGAAUGAUAGAGGUGGAAAUUGACCCGGAUUUGAUUUUCGAAGAGGAGGUGGAGGUCGUGGAAGUAGUCGCGACCCCAAGGCCUAACCAGAGGCUGCCGAAGGACCCGGACUUUGAGCGGGCUAAGGCCGAUUUGGCUGCCGCCACCCUAAGAGAACUGGAGACGCAGGCUACCGCAGUUAAGAAAGCGAGUGCUCCGAAACCGGCGGCGCGCCCUACCACCCGCAGACCCUCAGCUGAGGAUGCGCAGCGCGCCGACGUGUUGGUAGCGGACAUUCAGGAGGGUGCCCUCAAGGUCCUAGAGGCUAUUAAGAAGUCUGGCCACUUGAAGGGCACAAUAAUUAAAGAGAUAAAGGACGCCGUUGCUACCAUCCGCGCGGCGUCUGAAUCUUUAGAGGGAAGGACUGCGUCAACUGAGUGCGCAGCAUUACGAAGAGAGAACUCCCGGUUGUCGCGUGACUUGGCGGACAUGCGGGAAAUGAUGACUGCCAUGAGGGAGGAGUCCGCCAAGUACUACGUGGAACUCAGGGAGUUAAAGAAGAAGACCAUGGGGCCUGCCGCUCAGGGCAUGGAGGAGCUGGCGAUGCUCAAGGCGGAGAGGGUGGAAUGGGAGCGAGAAAUUACCGCGACCCGCAACUCCUAUCAAGAUCUGAUGAAGAGGAGCACGGACGAUCGUGUAGCGCUCACCACGCUACAAACCGAACUGGCGGCAACCAAAGCUGCGCUGGCAAAACAGCCACAAAGUGCGGCCAUGGACGUGACAUCCGGCGCUCAAGGUGUUGAGUCGAGCGAAACGCCACCCAUCACCGAGGGCGCCGAGGCGCGAAUAGUCCGUCAAAUCGGGGACAUUUUUAAUGCCCGGUUUGAGAGGAUAGAAGAGCUUGUGGGCAGGCAGAACAACCCGCCGCCCAAACGGCCCACGGUCGCACCCCGAACACCUGGGGUGGCCAAGAAAGGGGAAAAUGCGGCUCCUGUUGCCAGCACCAGUGGGGCGGGCCUGAGCGCUUCUCAGCCGACUCCCACUAACAAGGAGCAGUGGACGACGGUCGUCCGGCGUGGGAAACGUGCGAAGGGCAAGGAGUCGGCCCCAGCCACCCAGGCGCCCACUGGAGGGGCGAGACCAGCCCAAAAGGAGGCCACACAGAAGGCGUCUAACGAGGCCGCCAACAAAAGGAAUGCGAGAAGGAGGCAGUUCCGACCUCCGCGAUCCUCGGCGAUAGUGCUGACGCUACAGCCGGGGGCCGCGGAGGCAGGAUCAAGUUACAGCUCGGUGCUCCGAGAGGCGCAACAAAACAUCCGGUUGGAUGCUCUCGGAAUCACCGAGCUGGGCUUUAGACUGGCGGUCACAGGGUCCCGCAUACUUGAAGUGCCGGGACCAGUGGAGGAAAGCGGCGGAAAGGCGGAUGCCCUCGCCGCCAAGCUGUCGGAGAUCCUGCCGGCAGAUGUAGUUGCCGUCACCAGGCCGGUCAAGUCCGCGGAGUUCCGUGUCUUGGACCUGGACGACGCCACUGGCACAGCAGACGUAGUGGCAGCCGUAGUGCGUGAGGGAGACUGCGCCGAGGCCUCCGUAAAAACGGGGGAGAUCCGGCGCUCUCCCUCAGGGAGUGGCUCCGUCUGGGUCCGAGCCCCGAUAGGAGCAGUGAAGCGGCUGGUGGAUGCCGGCAAACUGAAGGUGGGGUGGACGAUGGCACGGGUGCGGUCCUUGGAUCCCCGGCCGAUGCGGUGCUACCGCUGCCUGCUCACGGGUCACGUGGGCCAGCGGUGCACCGCCAAGGAGAACCGCGGCGGAGCUUGCUUCCGCUGCGGACAAGACGGCCAUAAGGCCGCAACGUGCACCGCCCCUUCGCCGCAUUGCCCGUAUUGUGCAGCGGCGAAGAGGAAGGCGGACCACAAAAUUGGGAGCACCAAAGGGUGCCGUCCGCCCAAACAGGCGGCGAGAGUGGAGGCGAUGGAGGCCGAGUCCGGCCCGUCACCUCCCACCACGGGCCUCGCGGCAGCCGAUGCGGGGGCGUCGGCUGUCACCUAA
Messenger RNA from Achroia grisella, 2361 nucleotides. RefSeq lists its product as uncharacterized. Lineage: Eukaryota; Metazoa; Arthropoda; Insecta; Lepidoptera; Pyralidae. Bases 1 to 2361 code for a protein of 786 amino acids. The record is from RefSeq and is a predicted model, not a curated record. The transcript has a single exon. Gene Ontology annotation, molecular function: zinc ion binding; nucleic acid binding.